AUGACUUUGUGGUGCUUCCUAACAACAAGGCCAAAUCGGUGAAGCUCAAUGCCAGGAACAUGCAAGUGCUGCAGAUGGAGACAGUGACUCUGGGCCAGGAGAGCACAGAGAUGGAGCAGAAACUGCAACAGCUGAAAGAGAGCAUGAGUAAAGAGAAGGAGGAGAGAGGGCAUUCGGGAGGGUUCAGAUGGAAGUCUGGGCAGCGUGGUUCUUUAAACAGCAACGCUCUAACAAGCGGCGUAAAGAAGAACAAGGAGGACAUACUCCAAAAGCUGUCAGCAGGCAAGGUGAAGAUCCGAGUGCUGAAGGAUGAACCACUGACAGCCCCGCCUCCUCCCCCUCCUCCACCUAGAGAGAGAAGAAAAAACCGUCUGAAGGGAACACGCUGUGGACAAUGUGAGAUCAAGACAGCAGGACUAAUGUGUGCUGAAUGCACAGAGCACUACUGCAUUGGCUGCUUUACCAAAUUCCACCAGAAGGGGGCACUGAAGCUCCACAGGAUGAUCCCUAUUCAGACAGACUUACAGACCCAUGUGAGCACAAGAGAUGUUGUCAGCUGCUUCCAGAAACAGACUGACCCUCGCUCCUAUCCCAUUACCACUACAAGUCAUGCUGCGGAGAAACCUGUGCAGCUGAACCCUGAUCCCAGCCAGGUGUUGACUGACGAUCAUGGAGAUGAGGAAAAGUCAGAAACGAUUGAAGAAGGGCAGAAAAUGUCUUUUCUUAAUAAAGGAGACUACAAUGAGGUGGAGUCUGCAAGAUCUUUCCAGGAAGCUCUGCGACAAUGGAGAGGAGAGAAGAGUGACGGAUCAGGAGAACCCACGAGUGAGGAUGCAAUGUGGACACCCAUCCAACCAGUAUCUGUGUCGGUUAUGGCGACCCAGUCUGACCUCUCUCCAAACAGAGGAGGGGGAGAAGAGAGGGUACCUGUCAGGGUGGAGUUCACAGAAAACAGCCUCACCUACGUGGACAGAUUGCUUCUCAAGAAGCACCGCAGAACACCAGUCGAAACUUAUCGUCCAUUGUUGGCCUUUGGUACAGAUUUAAAAUCAAUGCCUAAAGCAAACACUGGGGAGGAGACUGCAAGCAGCCUAACAGCUCAGGAGGAGGAUUUCCGUCACUACUGUGCAUCAAUGUUUGCCGUCCCGGUCAGCAGGGGCACAACUGAGCCUCAGAUUACCACACCUGAGUCGUGCCUUGUCAUAGAAGUCCUGGAUGAGAGGGACAGAGACAUAAAUGGAGUUGUUGUUGCUGAACGAAGGACGGACAACAACAGAAAGGUCCCCUCUGUUGAGCCGGUCCUCAUUAAAGGAGCACUAGUGCCCCAAACAGCUUUAACCACGGGGUCCUCCAGAGUCUGCUGCUCUUCUCCCAGUCCAGCACAAGCAUCCAGGCCGUCUAUAGCACCAGCAAAACCUAAAGCAGCUCAGAAGGUCCAUCUAUCUAAGCCUCAGACUUCACAAGCAGAACACUCAAUAACAUCAUCGUCCUCUAAAAGUAAGCUUUCAGUAUGCCUCGCUGCUGAGACUCCAAGGACUUCAAAGACAUCAAUCAAGAUGCCAACCGCAAUGUCACAAAAGCCCAAAUGCCCCCCAAAUGUCCAUAAAUCAAACCCCGACCGUGGAUCAAUACAAGUUUUGUCCUCUCCCUCGUUAGUACAUUCCCAAACUGAGACCCCUAAAUUCUCAUCCUCCCUGGACUCAUUUCCACCUGAAGUUUCUCCUUUGGCUCCUACCAGGCCUACAAUCCCAGAAGACCAUCUCUCUCCUUCUACAUCAAUAUCCUUCUCCUUUAGGUCUACAUUCACAGUCUCACCAUCAAGCUCCACGGAGUCAACCUUAUUGCCCAAAGUGUACCACUCAACUCCAUUACAAAGAAGCUCAGACUCAUCUCUUUUACGAGAACAACCCCAAACUUCCCGGUUAUCCCCCGAACCAAUUCCACUGAAGCUCUCUCUAUUGCCACCAAACAAUCUGGAGUCCCCAAGGCAAUCCCAACAUUCCUGCAAUGACCCAGAGUCUCUUCCAUCAAACAAUCAACUCCAGCUGCCUCUGUCACCUCUGUCUUCUAGUCCAAACCCAUCACCAAAAUCUCUGGAACCAAGUCCACCAGUAAAAAACAUAUCCAGUUUCUCUCUAUUUAACGCGUCCCCUCCAGAUGCAUGUUCUAGUCAUGGGUCAACUCCAACAAAUAAGGAUUUUCCAGUUAUUAUGUCCUCUUCCCCCGUCUCUGGUGAACAUGAGUUAACUCUGGGGGCGCAGUGUAUCCCAUCACUUCCAUCACAGUUGUUGGCUGUCAUCAAGGAUUCACCUUUAGCUGUGAAAAUGGAGGAGGAAGGGGAGCGAUGCACAGACAGUGGAGAUGAGAUGUCCACUGAUAGCCUGGGUCUGGCUCCACACGAGGAAGACUCUUCAGACGAAGAAGCACAGCUGCACGGACUCUUAGCGAGAGGGGGAUCCAGAGACGAGCAGGGGAAUCCUGCCAUACCUCAUUCAGAAGAUCCCUUUGUUCCCGCAGAUGCAGAAAGAGAAAAAGAUUUGCAGACCCAUGAGGAAGAGCAACUGUCAAACCCAUCCAUGGUGAUGCACAACCAGAGUGCUGGGCCUAGAUCAGAGCAGUUCUGUGAUCCGGAUGGGUUUCCGCCUCUGGGUUUGGACUUGAAUUCUGACACACCGGAACACACACACUGUGACCUGCUGCUGACAGGCCGAACCUCACCGCAUGUUUCAGACCCAACAGAUGGUUAUCGGACACGCAGCAGCCUUCGUACCCACACUGAGGAACACCUGGUUUUUAGAAUGAUGAGCAACAACCGCAUGCAGCCAACUGCAAAUCAAAUUCACUCAACCAGACCCACCAGUAGAGGACAAAUAUCAGUAAAUAGACGAGGAACAUCUGAAUUGGGUCCAGGGUUUCGUCCGUUGUCCCGGGCAGCCAUGGAGAUCAUGGAGAUCUGUAAUGUGGACCACACCGGCUGCGAGGACCCUGACCUGGAGUCUGAUACUGCUGCACACGCACUCCACGGACUGGAGCAGGAACUCAGACUCAUGGCCAAGGAAACAUGGAAGCAGGCUUCACUACUUGGUACGGGAGACUGUGGAGGUCAAGAUCAGCAUGGAAACUCUCGGUUCACACGGGGCAGAGCCAGCGACGAACAGAAUGAUGAGGAGGAGGCCGCUACACAGAGAGACCGGCAGAGUGUUCUCUUACUACCCUGAGAUAUUCACACGCAUGCACACAAACACACACACACACUUGCUUGUUAAUUAAGGAAGCAUACAUGCACACGGAUGUAAGAGACUAAAGUGAGCAAAAACAAACUGUGUUCAUGUGGUGUAAAGACUGGUGCAGAUGCCCCUAAAACUAAAUCUGUGGGGAACUCUUGUGCAAGAUGACUACAAAAAUGUAAUCGAUUAAAUACAGUUUUGAUUUGAGUCAUUAAUCUCCUCUCUUUUUUUUUUACGUGUCCGUGUUUUCUAUGCACAGUUUACAGUAUGUUCCACUUAUACGUGAAAAGUGGCUGUGAGAUACAUGCUUGCGGAUGGAUAAGCUGAAGGUAUAAAGCAAAUGAUGAGACAGGCAAAGGACGGCAGUUGCGUUAAAUUUUCCGCAGGAGUCUGCUCGGAUCCCCUCGUGUGUUUGUCACUGUGUGUGCAUGUUUGUGUGUGUUAGGUGACAGACGUUGAGGGACAGAGUGCCAGUUUGACCCACUGGGAUUGGAACGCGCUACAUUUUUCUCUGUUAUCUGUUUGUUUCUUAAUAAGGUUAGGGCGCCACUGGAUCAGGUCAGACUGUCUACACACGCGCACACACACACACACACACACACACUGAAGACGCUGCUGCAGGUGAUGAAUUAUGUUUGUAAGGGAGGGAACAAGGAGCUGUGCCAAUGGCCGCUGUUACCAUCUGUCUGUAUGUGUGUGCAGGAGCUGGGGAAGAUAAACACCAGGCACUGGAACUGGUUUGUCGUCUCUGUGGUGUUUACAUGUUGGUGUGUGGUUAUUUUAUUUUUUCUUUCUCAGCUCUGCUGUUUUGCAUUACUCCCCAAAGCCAGGCCUAAUCUAUCAUGGCUGCCACUGUCCUCAACUGAGUUCAAAACCCACCAUCCACUGCUUUAUCUCUAGCUGGUGUGCAUGCGAGGACUUGGGUGUAUGGAUGUCAAGGGUGCCAACAUUGUGUCUGUGAAUAUGAGUGUGAGUGCAUUUGGCCCUACUCUACCUCAGUCACUGUGGAGGGAUAGAAGGGUACUCUAUUUGUCCCAACGUUAAUCGCUAGAAGCGGACAGCAAAAGCCCUGUAAUCCAAUAGCAAUCACCACAAGACUGAUUGAUAGCACAGCGACAGAGGGAGAACGACAGAGAGACCAAGAUGCAGACAAGGAGAGAGAGAGAGGUUAAA
Molecule: messenger RNA, 4400 nt
Organism: Anarrhichthys ocellatus (wolf-eel)
Lineage: Eukaryota; Metazoa; Chordata; Actinopteri; Perciformes; Anarhichadidae
Gene: zbbx
Product: zinc finger, B-box domain containing
Exons: 20
Coding region: 60-3218 (1052 amino acids)
Molecular function (GO): zinc ion binding
Source: RefSeq, a predicted model, not a curated record